AGCCCACGACCGUUAGCUGGCUAGCCAGCUAGCUGCGCCACCUGUCAGAUUAAAACGGCGCGAGAAACAACAACAACACCAGAGGAAUCCAGAAGAGGAGUCAACAAACAAACAAGAUGGAGACUCUUUACCACCAGACGAACAGGCAAAUCCAGGAGGUGCAGUCGUACAUGGGAGAUCUGGAGAAGACGGACCGUGAGUCGGUGCACUUGUUAGAGAACGAGCUGCUGGCCAGGAUCGACCAGAUCUUCAACCAAUUAGAACGCCUGGAAAUCCUGUCGGGCAAAGAGCCGCCAAACCGACGGCAGAACGCCAAAGUGCGAGUGGACCAGCUGAAGUACGAUGUCCAACACCUUCGGACCGCUCUGCAGAAUUUCCAGCACCGACGCUACGCCAGAGAGGCCCAGGACCGGGAGAGGGAGGAGCUCAUGAGCCGGACCUUCACCACCAACGACGCCGAUACCUCCAUCCCCAUGGACGAGACCCUGCAGUUAAACUCCAACUUGCAAAACGCGCACAAAGGCAUGGACGACAUCCUGGGCAGCGGCAGCGGCAUCCUCAGCGGCCUGCGCGCCCAGAGAUCUACACUGAAGGGGAGCCACAAGAAGAUGCUGGACGUGGCCAACAUGCUGGGGCUGUCCAACACGGUGAUGAGGCUCGUCGAGAGGCGAGCCACCACGGAUAAGUUGAUCAUGGUGGGCGGCAUGCUGGCCACCUGCGUCUUCAUGUUCCUGGUGGUCCGGUACCUGGGCUGACCUCCGACCUCACGUCCUGGACAUUUCUGCAGCGGCCUUCGUGAUAUGGGAAAAAAAAGUGGCGCCAUUUACAAAUAGUGCCAUUACAGUUUGUUUACCACCAUUUCAAUUAUUCUGGGCACUUUUUUUGUAAAGGGGUUGAUGAAGAUCCUCACGAGUCUGUAUUUUUAUUCCACUUGAAGCUCCGAUAGAGCCGUGAACUCUUCCUCAAGACGACCGCCGCAGAUCCAGAAUCUCGUCUCUCCAAACCACUCUGACUGUAAAUCACUCUCCACCGUUUCUAAAAACAAACUUCAAACUGAUCUUUAUGCUCAGCUUGUGACCAGCGGCCUGUUUUAUGUCUCUGAGUCAUUCUGGUUUGUGCAUAGCAACAGAAAUACUAAAUGCUCCGUUUCAUUUCAACUCAUUUAAUUUAGUCCCCGAAGAAUAGUUUAGUUUGUUCUGAUGCAUCACUUCUGAAUACUUUCUCUUUGGUCUGUCUCACUAUGUGAGUGACUUAACUCUUCUUGAAUAAAACAUGUUUAAUUUCCUCAUCA
Pseudoliparis swirei is the source of this 1291-nucleotide messenger RNA. It is a transcript of the gene gosr2, whose product is annotated as golgi SNAP receptor complex member 2. Bases 117 to 755 code for a protein of 212 amino acids. The record is from RefSeq and is a predicted model, not a curated record. Gene Ontology annotation, cellular component: Golgi apparatus; SNARE complex; late endosome membrane. Gene Ontology annotation, molecular function: SNARE binding; SNAP receptor activity. Gene Ontology annotation, biological process: vesicle fusion; intra-Golgi vesicle-mediated transport. NCBI's taxonomy places the organism in Eukaryota, Metazoa, Chordata, Actinopteri, Perciformes, Liparidae. The transcript has 6 exons.